Cyanistes caeruleus (blue tit) is the source of this 4703-nucleotide messenger RNA. It is a transcript of the gene VSIG1, whose product is annotated as V-set and immunoglobulin domain containing 1. Gene Ontology annotation, cellular component: plasma membrane; basolateral plasma membrane. NCBI's taxonomy places the organism in Eukaryota, Metazoa, Chordata, Aves, Passeriformes, Paridae. The record is from RefSeq and is a predicted model, not a curated record. Gene Ontology annotation, biological process: epithelial cell morphogenesis; maintenance of gastrointestinal epithelium.
GCCAGAAGCAGCAUCUGGUCUCUUUCCCAGCAUCAAGAAGGUGUGUGCAACAAUGUUGAAGAUAUUUCCAAUUCUGGCCAUCCUUGCAGGCCACACCAGCGGGGUCGUGGUGACCGUCCCCGAGAAGACAGUGAACAUCAUGACAGGUGGAAAUGCAACCCUCCUCUGCACAUACACCAGUUCUGGACCGAUGGGAAAUUUCUUUAUUCAGUGGAGUUUUUACAGUGCCAAAGAGAGCCAGCUGCAUACCCGUUCCCCAUGUCACGGUAUUCUGAGUAUGGAUGAAAAGUCAGUCAGUCUUUGUCAAAAGAUGGUGUAUGUGACAGAUGCACGGGGAAGAUGUAGCUGGAGAUACAAGAUCUAUUAUUAUUCAGGAGGCCAGUCUUACUCCUAUGGAGCAUUUAAGAACAGGAUAACAGCUUCAACAAGUCCAGGGAAUGCAUCAAUAACAAUCUCCAACAUGCAGCCCUCAGACACUGGCUCCUACACCUGUGAAGUUUUCAGCCCUCAGGGUGAUGCUGGACAGAGUCAAAAAUCAGUGAUUGUCAGUGUGCUGGUAAAACCAUCAAAACCUUUCUGCAAAGUAGAAGGAACACCUGAAAAAGGCCAUCUAAUCUACCUCCUAUGCAACUGUGAAGAGGGAUUGCCUCGCCCCAACUACCGCUGGUACAAAGUCAAUGAGAACACCCUCAAGCCUGUGACAGAACAACUUAAUCCAAACUCUGGCAUCCUGUACAUCGGCAACCUCACCACUUUUGAAACUGGCUACUAUCGGUGCAUAGCAAGCAACCUCCUGGGGAACAGCACCUGUGAGCUUGACCUAACGGCAAAAUAUUCAGAUGGUGGUGUUGUUGCUGGAGCACUGAUUGGAGCAAUUCUGGCAGCUGCUAUAAUUUGCAUUAUCGUCUGGGCCUUAACCAAGAAGGCAAAAAAUAAGAAAUCACUAAAUAAUGAGAUGCAAGAAAUGGUUCAGAAACAAUCCAAUGCAGAUUAUGUUCAGGUAUCCAAUGAAGAAAACAUUCCUGCAACCACAGUUCCAUCGAGCAAUGCAACAAAUGAAUACCCAAGUGUUGAUGAAACAGCAGCUCCUGCAACUCCUGAAAAUUAUGAAAAGCAAGAAGCAGGAAAAGAAGAAACAGACUAGAGUUUAUAACAGAAUUUUCUUUAUCACCUUUGGAUCACUUUAUACAAAAAUUUCUGUAAUUGAAUUAACAUAGAAGCAUGACUAAAACUUAUAUUCAAGGCAUUUGUAUUGUGAGCCACUAGGGUGGAUCAAAGAGUCUGUUACACAGGCACUUUUUGAAUAGCAGAUUUGGCCUUUAAAGCGAACCAAAUUUAUUUUAUUAUCUCAUUAUACUGUACAAAAAUUUAAGUAUAAAAAGAGUAUCAUCUACAUUUAUCCAACCUAUUUUGCAAAAACAAUUAGGAAAUGGGCUGAAGCAUUUGUCAAAGUGUGAGCUUUCCGGUCUACCUACUACCUACUUUCCAGUCUACAUUACUAUCAGUAACACUGUGUGUCCACACAGUUCAGAACCACAGCAGCCUUCUCCAGAAACAGUGUUAGCCAACCUGCUUCAUGUGCACCAGAACAAUAAUCAUGGCCAGUACAUUGCAGUGUUUCAAGGAAGUAGUUUUGCACCUCAGAAGUAAAAAGAAGUUACAUUAAUGUCAUCAGGAAACAGAUGUUAAGACCUGCGUCAAGAAAAUCUUGUGCAUCUGAAUUCCACUUAAGGUAAAAAAAAAACCAAAAAAACCCCAAAAAUCCUGGAAAAUGUUAUCCCUUUGCUGCCUGACAUUGAAAACAUUCUGUUAAUAGUGACUUUCUUGGUCUAAAGUUCCCAAGAGCUCCAGCAUUCCAGAGUUGUUUCAGCAAUUCUGGUUUUCUGUUUAAUUGAACUGGUAUUUGGGAACCCAGUUCUGACACAAAUGAAUGUUCUACAUAAUAGAAGCUGGAGACCUAAAUUCUUUGCGAGACUUGUUCCAAUAAGCAUGCAGAGCAUCACAUUCCUCAUGACACACAGAUAUAGCUGCUUUCAAAACUUAGGAGUGAUACUGCCUUCUAUACAGCACAUGAGUUUUGAUCGCUGCCUGAGAUGAUUUAAAUCUCUUUCCACGCUAGCCCGACCCAUUAAGUAACAAACUCAUGCUACUUUUCUUCUAGUCUCUUAUCCCAGUGUAACAAUCUAUCUUUUAGAGUAGAAAGCAUCAAGAGAGAAGAUAAGUGGUGCAAACAUUACUCAAUUGCUGGUGGACCAGCAGCCAGAAAUUGAGUAAUGAGCACCCUCUUACAAGGAAAGGAAUUGAGCCAUACAUACCUGGGUCACUAGACAACCCUUCUCCCUGGGCUUUAUUUCUAAGGUUACACAAACUCAGUUUUUCAAAAAGGCAAAGAUAGUACUUUCAUAAAAGCUCAAGGACCAUGGGGCUUAGGCAAAUACAGACCCAUAGCCCUGCUGACACCGGCAGACACUGGUUUCAGUCUCAGGCACUGCAGGAAAACAUAUCUGGCUCAGGGAUCUGGAGGAUUUGGUACUUAAGUCUUUCGUAGGAUCUAAUAUUCAUAAAUCCUUUGGUGACUGUUCCUGAAGUAAAACAUUAGUUAUAUGCAACAUUUAUCUUUAAGAUUUCUGGGCUAAAAUUUUCAGGUUCAGUCCCUACAGGUCUCAGCAUGUUUAUCAAGAUUGUGAAUUUAAAAAAAGAAAGAAAAAAAAAAAGAUAAAUUAGAGAUUUAUUUUGGAUCUUCAAGCAUAACUGUAUUUAUUGCUCUUUCCUCAGUUUUCUGACUUUCAAAUAUUUUUCUUUGAUAGGUGUUUCCUAUCAAAAUAUUUAGCUUCAUUCCAGAGUAAAAGAACAUUAAUGGUGUUCUUCUAAUACUAUCUUAGCUGAUAACUGUUUGUGCCAGACUGUGAGGGUCACACCCUUGCUAAUACCAACACUGUCAUGCUGUAGCAGUGAAUCCUCUCUCCCCAAAAUAUCCAGAGUAAAUCUCAAACUGGGAUCUUUACAGAAGUAUCCUUAAUCAGGCAGGUCUUACUGACUUGUGACAACUGUGCCAGGCCAAAUUCCUAACUCACAUCCUGCCAUCCAAGUUAAGCAGCUUACUGAGAAAACCUGAUACUGACAGCCAAUUUAUGUAAACUUGCAGGAUGAUGACAUUAAACACACUCAGAAACAAGGGAACAGUAAGUACUACCUGAUGUUCUUUGGGUCCUAUUUCUUACUGAAAGUGUUUCCUGAUGAUGUAAUUCAAAUCAAUUAUUGGUCCAAAGGCUUGGCUGACAGCAGCAAUAAUUUAAAAUAAUUUCUGACAUUCCUAAGCAUUCUUUUACUCUCGACCUUCAUAGGAAAACCUGAAUGUCUUCAUGUCACCAUUACAGCUGUAUUAGUUCUUCUGAAGACACUUCCUGCAUGUACACAUUGUCACACUGCUCUUACUGCUACACCUUUCCAACUUCCACAUCUCUGCAACAGCACUGCUGUGAUUGAAGAGUAGACUGUACUACGUGGUUAUAUUUCUUCUAAUCUUUCCUUCAUCUCACACACAUUUAUCUGCUUGUUUUCCUUACAACUUGCUACAGUAAGAUAGGAGCUUAUGCUGGUGAAGUUGUCAGACACUUCUAUAGAUAGUACAGUCUUCCUAGAACACCACAGGUUUUAUAUUUGUUCAAAAAGUAGAAAUUGCUCAAGUUAUGUUAAAGUUUUUAUAUAAAAGAAAGGAACUAAUGACCAUAUUCUUGACUAAUGGUUCCUCUCAUACUUCUAACUGCCAGUGAGUAAUGGUAGUAAAAAUGCAAAAUAAGAAGUAAAAUAGGCUGCUGGGAGUAAGGAGGUAAGGAAAAUAACAUCUAUUUGGAGUUUCUUACCAUAGUGCAGUGUUUUCUGUAAACCUUCUGGCAGAUGUUUUUUCUCAUUAUGGAGUCUAUCUAAAGUUUAUUGAAAAGGAUUGGACACUGUUCCUAGUUUCUCACUGAUACUCUUGGCAAAGCACAAGUCAAAUUAGUUACUGAUCCACAGUGUGUAGCUCUAAAACCCUGCAGAACUAUGCAGGGAUGCAGAAACAUUUUUCAGAAUUUGCUUUAGAUGUUCCAACAGUCUUUGCUGCAUGGCCCAUUUAUCUUCCCAUAGGGAACAGGGAUUAUUAAUAUGGACACCCAAUAUUAUGCCAACAUUCAAGCUACCAUCUCCUAAGGAAGUAGAUUUACAAAGCUACAGAGGAGCAGUUUUUUGCUAUACAGAGAUGAAGAAUGAACACAGAACUCUUACCUUCAGCUGCUCUCCAAUCAAAUUUUCAGCAGUGCCUGUGCAAUAUAUAAAAAACAUUUACUCAGGUUCCUCCUUCAGUCAAGGUCUGCAUGGCCCGAAUAUCUCUCCUGUCCCUAAUGAGUCCCCUCAGUGGAAUUUAACCUGCAUUUUGUGAACUAAGAUACAUUUAAAGUCCUUGGUGAAGGUAUUUGUUUGGUUGUAAGUUUCUGUCUUGCUUAUUAAAAUAAAUUGCAUUACCUUAAUCCCUACAAGCCAAACUGUAGAAACUGUCAGCUUGCAUUUCACCCUUUCUUUGAGGCUGAAGAUCAAAUAUGUUGCAUUUCCAUACUGUGUAGCAGAUGGCAGGGUUUCAUCUCAUUGUUCAUGUCCCAGACAUACAAGCUACUUAGAAAGUACUGGUUUUCUUACAUUUAAGUUUAAUAAAGUUUUAUAAUACCAAA